Xiphophorus maculatus (southern platyfish) is the source of this 2844-nucleotide messenger RNA. Its product is annotated as RNA-binding protein 4.1-like. The transcript is spliced from 4 exons. The record is from RefSeq and is a predicted model, not a curated record. Lineage: Eukaryota; Metazoa; Chordata; Actinopteri; Cyprinodontiformes; Poeciliidae. The coding region runs from base 136 to 1182 and encodes 348 amino acids. Gene Ontology annotation, molecular function: mRNA binding. Gene Ontology annotation, cellular component: cytosol.
GUUACCCUCCACAGCAGCGCGCGGCGUGCUUCACGUCGUUGUGUGGAAGAAGCGGAAGUCGUCAAUUUUGACGGAAGUUGUGAGAAGAAUACCUCGUGAGAUAAACUUGGCUGUUUAAUACGAAGAUCCUCAGCAAUGGUGAAGAUUUUUGUGGGGAACCUUCCUCAAGAAGCUACUGAGGAUGAGAUCAAGGAGCUCUUUGAGGAGUACGGCACGGUCACUGAAUGCGCCAUCAUCAAGAACUUUGCCUUUGUCCAUAUGGAUGACCGUAAGGCUGCCACCAAAGCCAUCAGGACCCUUCAUCAGCACAAGCUCCACGGCACAGCGAUCAACGUCGAGGCCAGCCACGGGAAGAACCAGGGCCCCGUGAAACUGCAUGUAGCCAAUGUAGAAAAAGGAGCUGAUGACGAACUCCGUGCUCUGUUUGAAGAGUACGGUACGGUCACAGAGUGUGCUGUUGUCAAGAAUUUUGCUUUUGUGCACAUGCCCAACUAUGAUGAGGCCAUGGAUGCUAUGAAAGAACUGGAUAACUCUGAGUUUCAAGACAAACACAUCCACGUUCAGGUUUCUAAGAGUCGACCUAGGUAUGAAGAAUCUGAAGACUACCCACCUCCUCCCCCAGACAGGGGAGGCUACUGGCCUCCACACUAUCCAGGAGAGCGGCCUGAGCCGCCCCCACCCGGCUACCUGAGGGCUCGCCCCAUGCCCCCUGGUUACCCAGGUCCUCCUCUGCCACCCCCUCCCCCCAGGCGGUCAGUUUAUUUAGAGCGACCCUAUGACAGCGAAAGGGAGCGAUACAGCGUAGUAGAUUACUACGAGAAGUACCGAGCUCGUCAGUAUGCCAGAUCUCCCUAUGAAGAGCAUCGUGCUAUACCCCCACCUCCUCCGCCUCCGCCCUCUUCUAUCGUUCGAGACCGCCCUCUGACCUCACCGCUUAAUCCAUAUGAGCGUCGGCCCCUCCCUCCACCCCCUCCGCCUACCCCCUCAUCGUACUACGCCCGAGAUCGCAGCCCAAUCAGGAGGGCUCCUAACGCACCGUUGCCCCCUCCGCCCAGUAACGGCUAUGCUUAUGAGCGCUCUCGACUCUCUCCUGUUUCCCGGGCCCCUGCAUAUGGCGUUCCACGCGCAAUGGACCCCUAUGCAGGCAGGCUGCCUCCGCCACCUGCACGUUAUGCAUAUUGACAAUUGAAGGAAUUUUGUCCGACUGCGUUGCGGCUCGGCGCCUCCUGAGUCACGCAUCUCUAUCUCUUCAUCGCUGCGGCUUGGCGCGUCGUGUAGGCCUUUGAUGAUUACGAGAAGAGCCACACCGGCGGCGUCGACGUCUCUUUUUGUUUUAACUUGGGAGAAUUCUUUCUUUCUUUUACAUUUUUUUGGGAAUAAUUCUACUAGUAGUAUUUUUAUUGCUUUAACGUCUGAGUAAACGCAUCGUAUGUUUCAAUUUCUUUACUUUUUUGCAUCGUUUAAAUGAUUUUGAUCUGUGUGAGUCUGACAAACCUAAAUUAUGCCUGCAACAUAAUAACAUCAAAACUUUGGCCCCCGAACAGAAUUGUAGUUGCACGUUUGUUCCGUCAUGUCAGUAAAACACUAAAUUCUCCAACAAUGAUAGUGUAAACCUUUUGUUGCUAUGAAAGCAGAUUUAUGUCGUCAAUUUUUAAAGGAUAAAUGGGGUGGAGGGAGGUCAUUUGCUACGUCUUUAUCUAAAAAGAAAAAAACUACUUUGAUCACGAUUGAUUUUUAAAAACAACCAAAAGGAUAAAACAUCCUAGGGGUGAAUACGUUUUAUAGGCACUGUCUUACUUGUAGGCGUAAUAAAUAACCUUGUCAAAGUCGGUGUGUUAGAUAAAGAACGUGCCGUCUUUCUUGUGAGAUCCCAAAGUUUACUCUUUCCAUCUGCAGAAUGCCCAACUUACCCCUGCUGUUUAUGCCAAAAUGUUGCUAUUUUCCCCAUUUGAACCGCCCCCCAAAAAAACAACAAAAGAACGAAGAGGCAGCGAACAUUUAAUAGCAGAGGCUAAUUUAUUUGCAUGCGGGGUCAGGAUUACAUCAAAGGCAGCUGAGCACCCUCAUGAUGAACAGGUAAGACAACUUACCAAUACAGCCUCGUGUUUAGGUUAUGUCAGUUUUGCUAGGUAAAAUCAGUCAUGCAGGUUGAUAUCAGUCCUUGAUAUCAACCUGCAUCAACCUGGUAAUUUGAUACAACAAAUUACCUCUUUAUUUAUAUUUACUCACUGGCAAAACUAGUUGAGCACAAUUUAAGCAUGAAGGUCAUCUUCUAUCGGAACUUGAGAAUACUUGUGUAUAGUCGUGUAUAAAUGAGUUUGUAAGGCCAUAGCACUUGAGUACAGGUGUUAGUAUCACAACCCAAAUGUAAUACACCAGUAAUCUGACCAUGUGAUGACGGUCAAAACGGUGAGUAAAGGUAGAUGGAUUGUUUGACAGGUGUUUGAUUAGGGUUGCAUUUUGGUUUCUCAUAAGAUCGACUGCCAAUAUUCUGCAGCAUGUACUCCUUACGACUCCUUAAUGGACUUUAAUGAGUCCAUUAAAGUCAAAUGGACUCAUUUGACUUUAAGCAUUCUCUGUCAUUGUAACUUCCAGUAUCAUCUCCCCUUGACCCAUGACUCCCUCAUGUAAGGUGUUGUAAAAGAUUGCAGCUUUGUUUGGAAUUUGAUCAUAUGAAAUCAGUUUUUAUUAAUUGCAUGGCUAUUCCAAAUCAUUUUAUAGCCUACCGAAUUGUUUAUAAAAGCAUUCUUUCUAAAUCCUUCAUUUGGUGCUUUACUGGUUUUGUCAGUCAGUGUUAACAGUCUAGUAAGGAAGUGCUGCAUUUUUAAGACACAGGCAGUAAAA